Molecule: messenger RNA, 870 nt
Organism: Rhododendron vialii
Lineage: Eukaryota; Viridiplantae; Streptophyta; Magnoliopsida; Ericales; Ericaceae
Product: small ribosomal subunit protein cS23-like
Exons: 2
Coding region: 24-611 (195 amino acids)
Biological process (GO): translation
Cellular component (GO): ribosome
Molecular function (GO): structural constituent of ribosome
Source: RefSeq, a predicted model, not a curated record
AAUAAGUUUCUCUCACCGGAUAAAUGACAUUCGAUCUCGCUCUCUCUCUCAAGAUGCUGCCAUUGGCGAUGCAACCCAGUAGCUGUUGCUCUUUCCAUCCCUCGACACUAACCCCUUGCUUUUCUUCUGCUUCGAAACCCGUUCCCAGAACACCUUUCAACAACUCAAUCGCUAAAAAAGGGCCAAAUCCCUCUUCGUUUCAGUCUUCAAAUCUCAAAUUCAAUCGCGAUUCGAGAAGCAGGAACCCCAGUUCUCUCCCCUCCGCUUCUUCGGCAGCUACGUUCGAAUCAAUCGCAGAAGAAUUGGAUCCUACUCAACCUGUAUAUGAGAAGCUUGGAGUAGUUGUGAAGCCAAUGCAAAAAUCAAGGCUUGUAUUGAAGUUCAUGUGGAUGGAGAAGAACAUAGGUCUUGCACUUGACCAAGUGAUUCCGGGCCAUGGCUCGAUUCCUCUGAGUCCCUAUUACUUUUGGCCUAGGAAAGAUGCUUGGGAUGAGCUUAAAAUCCUGCUCGAGAGUAAGCCCUGGAUAUCUCAAAGGCAGACAGUCAUUCUUCUUAAUCAGGCCACUGAUGUCAUCAAUUUGUGGCAACAAAGCGCCGACGAUCACUCGUAAGGUUUCCAACUAGGAAAUUUUGUCAUAUCACUAUUUAUUGACUUACUAGCAAAAUUUAGGCACGUGUUGUUGUAAUUUGUUGCAUCGAUGUUCUCUGACUUGCUUGAAUUGCUUGGGUUGAUAUAACCAGAAUACAUGAUGUACUUAUUUAGGAAAGAUUCUAUGAAACAUGAGAUCGGUUGGUGUUUGACGAACUAUUGUGUAUUGUUAUCCUUCAGGAUUCGAUGUUAUUUAAUAUUGACUUAUGGUACUCUCUGCA